Cladophialophora yegresii CBS 114405 is the source of this 3849-nucleotide messenger RNA. RefSeq lists its product as uncharacterized. NCBI's taxonomy places the organism in Eukaryota, Fungi, Ascomycota, Eurotiomycetes, Chaetothyriales, Herpotrichiellaceae. The record is from RefSeq and is a predicted model, not a curated record. The transcript has 3 exons. Gene Ontology annotation, molecular function: RNA binding. The coding region runs from base 1 to 3849 and encodes 1282 amino acids.
AUGGCAACAUCAAUCUCAUCCGUGCUUGUCGAUUGUCUCAGAUGCUUUAAUGCUCUAACGACUCGAGCCGAACUGGCGCUCUACGCAGCUGAGGUACCCACGAACCUGUGGACUGACGAACUGGGAAGGCUGCGAGUCUGGGCUGCAAAUAUCGGAGCUCAUCAGACGGGACAAUCCUCACUUGACUAUCGUCUUAGGGAUGCAUCUCAUAUCAAAGCUCAGACACUCAAGCUACUGGAGCGGCUCCGGCGAACACUCGACGAUGCGGAGGAAUUCCUGACGCGCGGUCCUGAGGACGACGACAACUCAUCAGCGGCCGAUGAAGACGAAACAGAGCUGCAACAGGUCUACAAGGGCCUCGUCGACACGACCGAUUGCCUUUUCCAGCUGAGCAUGAUAAUCCGGCGGCCGGCACAGCACGACAGACUUAUUGGGACCAAGAAGCUAGACGCAACUGUCUUUGAGCCUUUCGAUAGACAACAUGUGGCCAACAAACACCCCAAAGCUGCCAGCAUUGUUGUUGACCGACUUGGAACCGCCAUAUCGCGACGUCGAGCGGCACUGAAGUAUCGUGAGAGACAUCAUGCGAAGCUGGCCAAGGGCAUCGAGCGUGCUACAGGGGCCGAGCCUCUCGAUCACACCUCGGCAGCAGACUUGGACGAGCGACGUGAUGCGCCAUCGACCCUGCUGUCACAGACGAUUGCUACUGAGUUUGAUGAGACUCAUAUCGAUUAUGACGAGGCUGCCUCCAACUCUGGGGCUUCUCAGACCUCCUAUGCCCCAAGUCUUUGGGAAAACAGCGGCCGUAUUACGGUCCCCUCUAUUCCCAAAGGUGGGAGCUACGGAAAGGCGUUUGAGUGCCCUUAUUGCUUCUUCAUCGUUACAGUGUCGAACAGGAGAUCUUGGGCUCGACAUGUCUUGAAGGAUUUGAUGCCAUACAUAUGCGUGUUUCCAGACUGCCCUACCCCAAAUCGCCUGUACGACAGUCGUCGCGAAUGGUUCCACCACUUACGCACAAAGCACCUCCCAUCCUUCGAACCCGGUGAAAUGGGCAGCUGCCUACUGCGCUGCGGAGAGAGUGUACCUGUUGUGUUGCUUGAAGGACAUCUUGGUCGACAUCUGGAAGAGUUAGCAUUAUUCGCCCUACCAAGAGUUGACACAGGAGACGAAGAAAACUCCGACGAGUCACAAGCGUCGAUCGCACGAGCUGCUGACCUGGAUGAAGCGAGCAGUACAUCUUCAAACGAAGCACCAGGGGCAGCGGAGUCGGCGUCUGCAGCCAAAGAAUACAUCUACAUAAGGAUGGACGGACAGGUUGGUAAUGUUCACCAUGUCCAGCUAGCAGAAGGCCUUGAUACGGCCCUUACUGGGACUAUUUAUGUCCACCUAAGAGAGGCCCUCCAGGUGGGUCAGCGCGUUGUGCUGAGUGGCAUGGAUGGGCCAUUUGCUACCAAUAUACGGGACAUCCGUAGACUUGGCUCGCCGCUGCCGCACAACCUUUCCGAGAAGUGCCAGCCCUCGGAGAAAUAUUUCUCAAUGGACGCCGAUGGUUAUCUUUCGAAAGACCACGACGAUUAUUUCUCAAUAGAUGCCCCUGGUAUUGGAAGGGCCGUUGUUGGGUCUCCCUUACUCUUGGUGAGGGACGGCGACGAUGAGAAGCAGCUGAUGACCCGUCUGCGUGCCUGGAACAAAUUGCAGGAGGAACGCAGACCAAUGGAGCAGGUAUCGGAAGCUGACAGCGACAGCGUCGUGGAAGGGAUAGAAAAGCCUGAUCCCAACGACCCUGUUUCUUUCGAAUCCCCUCCUCGUUCGCAAAAUGACCCCGAAGAGACCUUCUACAGCCACGAUGAGCAUCACGAUUACAGAGGAUCCGUUGAGUCGCUGGUGCGUGAGCCUGUGCAACAGGGCUUUCGGGUUGUUGUAUCCAAUGUGGCAGACUCGGUAUCAACAGACGACCUCAAACAAUAUAUGAGCCAAGCUGGAGAAGUCCUGUCGGUCGUACGUCUUGCGGAGCAAUCUGCGAUAGUGGAAUACGCAACUAUGGAACAGGUUCGGCAAGCAAUUCUGAAGUUCCAUGACGGUGUCCUCAUGGGGCUUCCCAUCACUGUCCGGGAGAUGUUCAUACUUAAACGUUCGGAGAAGCUUGUACCCAUGGCACGUCCGGAUGACGGGGUACCUGAAGACAUUCCAGAGUUCGACAAAGAUGGGAAUGACACUGAUCCCGACGAUGAAGAAAGUCCUCCAGGACAAUCUCAUCAGUUCGCUGGUCUUGAAAGCGCAAACAGCCCUCUAGAACGAGCGGGAAGGCUGUGGGCAAGCUUCCACAGUGAAUGGCUUCCACGGUGCAAUGACUUUCUCAUGAAUCCUCCCACAACGGCCGAAGAACGUGCAAAGGCCGCCCAGGAAUUGCACGAUGGCAUCACGGCAAAUAUCAAGACCAAGGUGUAUUUAAUCAAACCGGAUACCACUGAAACCAAGGGAUCAUUGAGCAGCCUCCUCAAGAAGAUCGACCGAGUGAUGAGCAGGCUAGAUGAAGUAGGGGCCGUAACCGGGGCAGAUGAUGCCGCGCGCGAGUCUCCCACAACAAAGCCCGAAGAGAGCGCUCCUAUCAGAUUUACCGAUGCGAUGAACCGGCAAUAUGUGUUUCCAUGGGAGCUGUGCAACAAAUGGAAGGGUAUGGAAGCACUUGUGACUCAAUGCUUGACGCAGUUUGAAGACCUGGCGCAAGAUUUCGCCGCCGGCUACUACGACCUACUAGGACCUACCAAGCAAAUCAUCAGACCCCAGGAUUGGGAGGAUGUCAUCGAACCGGGCAUGCAGAUUACCAUGCAGAUGUGGGCCCCAUCAUUCCGAUUCGUCCUUCGCGAGCAAGACGCCUCGAACUUGACGGUUCGGGCGCCCAUGCAUAGGCGGAAGGUACCGUCUGUGGUUUCGGAUCAAAAGAGCGAGCUAUCUGAUGCACAGGAGGAGUAUCUACCAGAAGACAUCGAUGUUUACGUCAUGCCGAAGUAUAGAAGGCGUGCAAGGAGUGAUCCGCGUGUGGGUGUGGAUAAUCUUGUCCGACCGCAAAACAUCGAAACCUCAGUACAACAGCCAUUGGAGGAUGGAUUCUACUAUGACCUCUGGAGUCAAACAUCGUUGCCUGGGACACCUCCAACUUACGAGCCUCUGGGCGACAUCACUGUGCCUCAGACCGGGCAGCGCGCCGAAGAUAUUGAGACCCCUCCAGAUACUUCUCACACCCCAUAUAAUCCACCUCCGUCACCGGGGCAAGUAGGCUCAACUUCCCAACCUCUCCUCGAAGACGCACAGAGAGAGGGCUACGCGCAACCACAGGAAAGAAUCCCCACCAUCUCCACGACUGCCGACAUCCACCACACGUACAACACACAGUUUGAAGGUAUACUCCACCCUGGCAGAUCCGGACGCCACGUACAACUACCCGAAAGAACCCCCAACAUCUCCACCGCUUCCGACAUCCACCACACGUACAACACACAGUUUGAAGAUGUCCUCCACCCAGGCAGAUCCGGACGACACGAUGCUGCACAUCCGCGCCCGAACACCACGCCCGUGGCCUUCGAGUGGAAGCUCAGCGGCGAGACAGUCUACGUGAGCUGCUCCUAUGACGGAUGGAACAGCAUGUACGUCCUGCUUGAGCACCAGGAGGAUUGGCCCGGCAAGUCCCGCGUCCUUCAUCUCCCACCUGGGCGUCACCGUGUCCUGUUCCACGUCGACGGAGAGGUGGAGACCAGCCCGGAUUUACCCACCGUUAUGGAUAGUGUGCUUGACCUUCGCGUCAAUUACGUCGACGUGGCGGCCGUGGCGCAGGAGGACACGGGGGCAUAG